Molecule: messenger RNA, 662 nt
Organism: Condylostylus longicornis
Lineage: Eukaryota; Metazoa; Arthropoda; Insecta; Diptera; Dolichopodidae
Exons: 3
Coding region: 150-662 (170 amino acids)
Source: RefSeq, a predicted model, not a curated record
AAUUGGAUCAUAUGAGUUAUCCCUAAUAUUAAUGCUCUUGUGUCAUUAGAAAUAAUUAAAAUCGAAUCCAUUAAAUCUUAAAUAUAAUUUUUUUUUGUUUAUUUUUAGGUUCUGUGUUUCUCCUUUAUUUUAUAAUAAAAUUUCCAAUAAUGUACAACAAUCCAAUAUUAGUUAAACAAAUUGUUAAUGAUAAUGCGAUGAAAGAAGUUUAUAACGAUACAAGGGAAUUAACGAAAUUACAAACAAAUUAUAAUGAAAGCUAUCAAGAACUGAUCCAUAAAACGGACAAAUAUGAUUUUCAAAAUGUUUUGUACUAUUUACCUGGUCUCGAAGAAAUUUACAAUAGAUCAUCAAUUAAUUUAUAUAAAGAAAUUACAAUUUUUAUUACUGAUAUAUUGCCUAUAAUUUUAAUUUUAAUAAUUAAUAUUAUGUUUAUUGUAUUAUUUAAAAAACAAUAUUAUAAACGUUUAGAUCUUACACAAUCUAAAAUAAUUAAUCAAAAUCAAAAUAUUUAUUAUCGAAAAGAUUUAUUUGAAAUUAUUCUUAGAUAUCAUAAAAAUCAAUUGGAUGAAAGUACUUUACCAAAUACAAAAAAUUCUAAUUCAUUUAGACGUAGAUCAAAAUUAGAAUCUCUAUUGCAAACUGAACUUACUGAAAAAUAA